UCUGACAGUUUCUCUCUCUUUCUCUUUCCUUAUUUAACACUGACAUUCUCUCUCUAUUUAUACUGGGCUCUUCUAUUAUCAUGCCACGCUUCUCCUCUUUCCUUUUUCUUUCUCUUUCAUUUCUCCCUCUCUUGCAAAGCUACUUCUAUACUAUUAUACCAUCUUUGUUUCUUUACUCUUUCGUCUUCUAUUCUGGACUUGAAGAGGAGCAAACAUGCCGCUUCAGCUUGACGCCGGAUUCUCGAUUCGUGAAUACACGGCGAAGGUAAGAGCGGUGGAUGUGAGAAAGUGCUGGCCUUUUAGAGAUACUGGUGAUGGAGACCUAGAUGAAAAUAAAAUCAACCAACAACGCGUUGAAGCUCUUCUCCCUCCAAUCACAGUCACCAAAUUUCGCUGGUGGUCCCAUGAGCUCAACAGGAUUCAGCAUCAGCAAGAACAAGGAAUCCUUGGAAUUCCAAGUAAUGAGGCCUCCAAGGAGAAGGAGAAAUUGGAGUUUGUGUGUCCGGUUUGUGGGAAUUUCGCGGCGCCAACUAUGAAAGCAGUCAAUGCUCAUGUUGAUAACUGUCUUGCUCAUGCUCAUAGAUAUAAAAAGAGGAAAAUGAGGAUGCCAAUGAAGGCCAAAUCCAAAUCUCCUAAAAAAAGAUCCAUUGUUGAGAUAUUUGCUGUCUCGCCACAGAUUGAGAAGGUUGAUGAUGACGAUGAUGAUGAUAUGGAAGAUGAUCUCGAUCUUCCUUAUGCUAAAGAUGUUGAUUUGGAUGUUGUGAAGACAAAGCACGAUGAGCAGAAAAAGAAGAGUAUUAACGUCCAGAAGAAGAAGAUAAAGAAAGUAAGGAUUUCGAACAAGUUGACAGUAGACCAGAAGAAGAACAGAUUGAAGAAGAAAAAGAAAAUGAAAAUGAAGAACAAGCCGAUUGCAAACAAGGAGAGUGCUCAAUUAUCAAUUCCAGUCGAUUAUUCAAGAAAAGUGUAUAAUUCCUUUUGCAGUAAAGGGGUUGAAAAGGACAUUUUGGAUCACAUUUCGAUCCCUAGAAAUAAACUGGGACUGAAAGCUUCUAUGCAAAAGAAACAUGGAAUCCGGGCAUCAACUUUUAUUGCAAAGCACCGGAAAGCAGUCAUUCCUGUUCGUGGUAUUCUCAAAAAAAACACAAAACUUAUUCCUCAGCAGAAUUCUGAGAUUUGCAACUUGCCGAGUGGUAGUCAAAUAAAUUCUUGUGAACUUCAACACUCAGAAAGGCAUGUCAGGUUCUCAGGUAAAGAUGACAUACUUAGUCCAAAGAAGAACUUGAGCUCCAAUGUUCAAAACGUGAGCAACACAUACCCAGAUUUUGCUUCUCAGUUGCAGCAGGACCACUCCACAGAAAAUGAUAAACAAUCAGCUUCAGUGAGGGUGAAUGGAAUUGGGGAUGUUUCUGUUAGCACAGGAAAUGGAGCUGUGUUCCAUACCACGAUUAACAAGAAGCAGCUGCCAGGUAUUCAUGAUUCUGUUACUAUGCCAGAUUUCCUGAGCCCAUAUCAAGGAAAAGAACAACAUAUCUCAGAUAGGUCUCCCUCAAGCCAAGCUAUAAUUCAUGAUAACAAUUUGCAUAUGUUUUCUCAAGGAUAUCAAAAUGUACCACCACAUAAUCCCACAUAUGCUGGCAUUUUGAGACUCCUUCCUACAGUAGAUGAAGUGCAAGAUUACCAUGUCAAUUCUCAGUUAUGUGGCAAUGUAUCUACAGCUUCCAAUUUGAGAGGAAAGUCGGUUGAUUACUUCAAAGAUCGCACACAUGGAUAUGCAGCUGGGGAUCUGUUGGGAGGUACAAGGGCAUUUUCUCAGCCUUCAUCAUCUGAUUUUGCUUCAAUUGACUGUCCAAACAUGAGCGUUUCAUUUAUGCCACAAUCUUCCAUCAAAAGUAUAAAUGCACAAACUUCUCAAUACCGACCAUAUUUUCAUCUUUCUCCAACAGAAUGUAUGGGUUCAGACUACAAGGAAAGAGUAGGUGCCUUGAGUGAAAGGUGCAUAGAUGAGGAAUUUUAUGGCCUACCUCUCAACUCACAUGGUGAACUAAUGCAGAUGAGUUCAAGUGGCAAGGUUGGUUUUGAAUGGCUAAAGAAGUCAACUUUGAUAAGUUCAACUAGAUCAUAUCCACACAAUUCUGUCCCACCCAGAAGUUUGGGGGAUUCUGUAAUUGAAAAGCGUCCCACUGAGCAGGCAGUUGCGAGAGUCCCGUUAAAUUUGCUACAUACACAGAAGAUUCACGAUGUGCAAAUACCAGCUCGGUUUGGUGUUAAUGAGUUGCCAAAUACUGGAAGGCCAGAUGUCCAUUUUUCAAAUUCAUGGACACAAUAUGGUCAGGACCACAAGGGAACUCAGACAAUUCAUCUGAAGGAAAAUUCAGAUAACAUAGCGCUGAAAACUGUGAGACCAACAAUGAGGUUGAUGGGAAAAAAUGUUGCAAUUGGGAGAAGUGACACGGAGAUGCAAGGGUUUGAGGAUGGAAAGAUUUGGAUGGAUAAGGACAUUAUACAAGAGUGUCAUCCUACAAAUAUUCUGGGUAAUUCCUUGCACAAGAGACAUAUUCAGCAGGACAGGGUUUUAUGUCCAUCAUUUGGAAAAUCAGAAGAAACGUUACAUUAUCCCGUAGAAACUGAAAACAAUCAGGCCUCGCAGAGAAGUUUCUGGGUGAAAGUUCCAGAAUCUAGAUCACACCCAUAUGUCAACUGGAAAAGCAAUGCUGCAUUCAGAAAUGGUGAUCUUUCUGUCAACAGGAUUGCUGCUAGUUCUCAGAUGCACCCUUCUCCUUGUCCGUAUUCUCCUCUUGAUAUGCUAUACAAGGAAGCCAACUUGCAGGAGUCCAUUAUAUCUGGUGCUGAAACUGUAAGCAUCAGCUCUCACUUACCAGUACUGUCUUCUUCUCUGGAAACACGUCCGUGUAUGAGUUGGAUACCUACUAAAAUAAAUUGCCAGCAGAAUCUACCACAUGCAAGGAAAUCAGUCUUUGGCUUUCCCUUCUUACACCCAGAUUGCAAUGAACAUGUCCAGUCAUCUUCUUUUGCGAGCUCCUCGAGGAACCCGCCUCCAGGACCUUUACAUGCACCAAUACAAGUGAAACCAGCAACUAUGCUUUCUCAGGCUACCACUGAUGUGGGUGAUAAACAUUACCAUUGUACUACAGCUGGAACUAAUUUUUUUACUGCUCCUCACCAUCCAUCAGUGGUUUCUCAUCCUCACAGUUCUAUGGUCUCAAACCCACACAUGAAGAGUUCACCUGGGUCGGCAGUGUUUGUUCAACCUCCAUUCUUUCCAUUCCCGAUGCAAAUUCUUCCAUGAACAGGGAGGAGACAUGAAUGAAGUUAAAUACUUAUGGUGUUAAGCUUUCUGAUCACUACCAGAAAAGCAGAAGGAGACUCUUUGGCUUCUAUAGCAUAUGAUCCAUGAAGAUUCAAGUGCAGUCGCAGAGCUAACGAGAGAGGAAUCUAGCAGUGAAAUGUGCUUUAAACUUACUGCAGGAGCAAAGCACAUCAUGAAACCCAGUGGUAAUAAGGAUCAAGAUAAUUCCAGGCUCAUCCAUCCUACCAUCCCUUUUGCUGCUGUGACUGACUGGGAAAGUUUUUUAGAUUCUCAGAAGAAAUUAACAAUGAUUUUGCAGGUUUUAGUGGUAGAUCCUGUCAAAUACAUGUGGUCUGUGUUCCUUGUGUUGGUGUGCUAUUUUGCUUCUUGUUCAUGCUUUUGUGUAUUUGAAUGCCAGAUGCGAUGCACUUUAAGAUGAUUGCUUCCAGCCCAUGACUUGAUGUAACAUAAACUAGACGUAUCGUACUAUUUUCAGGCCAAUGUUGCUUCUUUUUCCUCUUGAAACUUGGUUCCUACUCGUGGAUUUAUGUAAUAGCAUUUUCUAACUAGUGCAACUUCUGAAUGGUAGUGCUUUUUUAUAUUAGCUUCCC
Manihot esculenta (cassava) is the source of this 3921-nucleotide messenger RNA. RefSeq lists its product as uncharacterized. The coding region runs from base 215 to 3310 and encodes 1031 amino acids. The transcript has 3 exons. Gene Ontology annotation, molecular function: DNA binding. Lineage: Eukaryota; Viridiplantae; Streptophyta; Magnoliopsida; Malpighiales; Euphorbiaceae. Gene Ontology annotation, biological process: DNA repair. The record is from RefSeq and is a predicted model, not a curated record.